This is a messenger RNA of Drosophila montana, 2562 nucleotides long. RefSeq names its product Adenosylhomocysteinase like 1 (gene AhcyL1). The transcript has 3 exons. The record is from RefSeq and is a predicted model, not a curated record. Lineage: Eukaryota; Metazoa; Arthropoda; Insecta; Diptera; Drosophilidae. Gene Ontology annotation, cellular component: cytosol. Gene Ontology annotation, biological process: L-methionine cycle. The coding region runs from base 109 to 1677 and encodes 522 amino acids.
CGUGAUAAUUACGUGAAUACGUGAAUAUUCCUGCUCCUGCCAAACGCCCCAAGCAAAUUAACCAACACACAUCCUGCAACGCGUCUUUUACAUAACAAGCGGCAAAACAUGAACAAUCUGGCGGACUCUGUGGUAAUCGAUCCGGGCUUUGGUGGAGGCGACAAACAGCAACAGGCGGUGGCCACACAGCCGCAGGAUCCCAGCGUUGUGGUUCCCCCACCUGCCACCAAGCAAUCCUCAGCCCUGAAGAAGACAAGCCGGUAUCGUAGUCGCUCCCUGAGCGCCUCCUCCACGGACUCCUUCAGCUCGGCCUCGUACACGGGCAGCAGUGAGGACGGCGACGAUGUGCCGCCGCGCGAAAAGGUGCAAAAGAACUCCAAGGGUAGCUCCGACUUCUGUGUGCGCAACCUUGGCGCCCAGCAUGCGUUCGGUCGCCGUGAAAUCGAGAUUGCCGAGCAGGAGAUGCCGGGCAUCAUGGCGCUACGCAAACGUGCUGCCGAGGACAAACCGCUGAAGGAUGCCAAAAUAGUUGGCUGCACCCACAUCAAUGCCCAAACGGCGGUCCUCAUUGAGACACUGGCAGAGCUGGGCGCCAGCGUUCGCUGGGCCGCUUGCAACAUUUACUCCACCCAAAACGAAGUGGCCGCUGCACUGGCUGAAUCGGGUAUACCGAUUUUUGCCUGGCGCGGGGAGACGGAAGAGGAUUUCUGGUGGUGCAUUGAUCGUUGCGUCAACGCCGAGAACUGGCAGCCCAACAUGAUACUGGACGAUGGCGGAGAUGCCACCCAUCUGAUGCUCAAGAAGUAUCCAACCAUGUUCAAGCUGGUCAAGGGCAUUGUCGAGGAGAGCGUCACGGGUGUGCAUCGCCUUUAUCAGCUGUCCAAGGCGGGCAAACUGACGGUGCCAGCGAUGAAUGUCAACGAUUCGGUGACCAAGACCAAAUUUGAUAACUUGUACAGCUGCAAGGAGUCCAUUUUGGACAGUCUGAAGCGCUCCACAGAUGUCAUGUUUGGUGGCAAGCAGGUCGUUGUCUGUGGCUAUGGCGAUGUCGGCAAAGGCUGUGCCCAGGCGCUCAAGGGUCAGGGCUGUAUUGUGUACAUCACCGAAAUCGAUCCGAUUUGUGCGCUUCAAGCCAGCAUGGAUGGCUUCCGUGUGGUCAAGCUGAACGAGGUGAUCCGCAAUGUGGACAUUGUGGUGACGGCGACGGGCAACAAGAAUGUGGUGGUGCGCGAGCACAUGGAUAAAAUGAAGAGUGGCUGCAUUGUGUGCAACAUGGGCCAUUCCAAUACGGAGAUCGAUGUGAAUGGGCUGCGCACACCGGAUCUCACCUGGGAGAAGGUGCGCUCUCAGGUGGAUCACAUCAUUUGGCCGGAGGGCAAGUAUAUCAUAUUGCUCGCCGAGGGAAGGCUGGUCAACUUGAGCUGCUCCAGCAUACCCUCAUUCGCGGUCUCCAUUACAUCCGCCACGCAGGCGCUGGCGCUGAUUGAGCUCUUUAAUGCUCCACCCGGUCGCUACAAGUCCGAUGUCUAUCUGCUGCCCAAGAAGAUGGACGAGUAUGUGGCCAGCCUGCAUCUGCCCACAUUCGAUGCGCACCUGACGGAGCUGAGCGACGAGCAGGCCAAGUACAUGGGCCUCAACAAGGCCGGUCCUUUCAAGCCCAACUAUUAUCGCUAUUAAAGCGGCGACGACGGGACAAUAAAUGAACGCAAACAACAACAAUUAGAAGAACAACGCCAACGAAAGUAUUUCCAAUGCAAGAUAUAAAACUAUUUACGCGAGAGAUGAGCUUCUCACAAAUUGUUGACACAAAAGAAAAACAAAACAAAAAACAUGAGAAAACAAAACACGACAACACAAAGUUACUAUAAAAUUGUAUUGCUUAGUAAGCGAGACACGAGACACCAAAACAAAACAAAACAAAACAGAUCACAGAAGAAACAAGAAAAUCUGACGCUUUUUAGUUGCUAGCAUUUAACUAAUAACUAAUGUAUUUUUUGGCAGUUAUUUAAUAGCCGCAAAAGUAUUUAAUUUUUCGUCACAUUUUUGUCAUUUGCAAACACUACACACACACACACCCACACUCACACGCACACGCGACUAACGGUUUCGGUAGCUAACCAAACUUUCGCUUUGCUAACACACCCGCAGCCCCUCGCCGCCCCCCGCCGCCGCCCACAUUUGGUGUACUUAACUAGCGGCAUUUGAAUUUAUAAUAUAAAUUUAAUUAUAUUGAAAACGUUUUGUUGCCGUUGCAUGGAAUUUACUUAAAUAUUUACACCUAUUUGUACUUGUUUAAUCGUAUCUAUUUGUAUUCGUUUAUUUGCUUACUUUUUUUUUUAUACUAAAAGCAUGUUUCAUGUUUCCCUUUUUUAUUGUAAUUUUUGUAUCCUUAAUCCUUGAGCGUCGUUCACGAUGACAGUUAAUUGAAAUGCAGUGCAAAUAAUUCCAUUUAUUCAAUUAUUGAGGUACUUAUGUACACGCAGGCAUAUAUCAGAUAAAGAAUUCUAUAUAUACACGCAUAUACAUACAUAUUAUUAGAGAACUUUAUGUAUUAAAACAAAA